AUGUCGAUUUCAAUCCAUACGGUAUCGCGGCUUCCUUUCGGCUCACUUAACUUGACUCGCGUGAUUUUCCUUAUUCAAAACGGACCUUCCUUCAUGGCCGCACCCUCUCGUCUCUCCCUUGACUACCCCCUCUAUCUCUCCACAUCCCUUUCACUCUCUCCACUCGCGUCCAUCCCUCCGCGCGCGUCCCACUUUCACUCACACCAUCCCCGCCUGCCAACCACGCCAGAAGUUCUUCCUGCGGGCCCUAAGUUCUUCCUGUGGGGGUUGUGCGUGUUCGGCCCGGACGUGCGCUCGCUGCUCGUGUCCGUGUGCCUCAUCACCAUCCCCGGCGCGCUCUUCUGCGUCUUCGUCGCGUACCAGCUCAUCGACAAGAUGUGGGGCGGCAUCGCCGUGCUGCCCGCCGCCAUCUCGCUCAUCACAUGGGACCUGUACAUUCUGCUCUUCACGGCCUGCCGCGACCCGGGCAUCGUCCCGCGCAACCCAACUGCGCCAGCGGGGAAGGUUCCGCGCAGCCGCGAGGUGGUGGUGAACGGCGUGGCGGUGAAGGUGAAGUGGUGCGACUCGUGCCUGCUGUACCGCCCGCCGCGCUGCUCGCACUGCUCCAUCUGCGACAACUGCAUUGACCGCUUCGACCACCACUGCCCCUGGGUGGGCCAGUGCAUCGGCCGGCGCAACUACCGGUUCUUCUUCACAUUCAUCCUCUCCACCACGGCGCUCUGCAUAUUCGUCUUCGCCUUCUCAGCAUACCUCAUCAACCAGCUAAUGUUCAACGCACACGACCCGGCAGCCGGCACGCAGACCGUGUGGCAGGCCAUGGGGCAGGCGCCCGUGGCCGUGGUGCUCAUGGGGUUCACCUUCCUCGCAGUGUGGUUCGUGGGGGGGCUGUCAGGCUUCCACACCUACCUCAUGUGCCGCAACCAGACCACGUAUGAGAACUUCCGGUGGCGCUACGACAAGAAGCCUAACCCCUACAGCCGCGGCUGCUUCAACAACGUUGGCGAAGCCCUCUGCUCCGAAAUUCCCCCCUCCCGAACCAACUUCCGAGCCAAGGCUACCGAAGCUGAGUUCGCCAUCUCCGAGCCGCAUCUCACGGAGCCUGACCCCCCGCCUGGCUCGUUAUCAGCCUCGGUGGACCCCAAGCGCACCCGAAGCUUGCUGCCAGGCUCGGGAGGAUCGAAAGGUUCGCGAGGCUCGAAGGGGUCUUCGUUUGGGGGGUGCUCGCCAGGUCAGCAGCAGGUGUACGACGUUUCUGAAGAGAUGUCGCUGCGGGGAGGGAGGCCAGGAGGGGUGGAUGAGGAGGAGGAUGAGGAGGAGUUUGAGUCGAUGGAAGAAGGUAGGUUGAUGGGGAAAGGAGGGAGGGAAUACGAGAAAGGGAAGGGACGAGUGGAAGACACAGACGAGGAGGAGGAGGAGGAGGAGGAGGAGGAGGAGGAGGGGGAGGAUGAUGAUGAUGAGAGUUUGAGUGAGGUAGUGCAGGGACAGCAGAUGUAUGCUUGCGUGGAGCAUGCAGGAGUGCACUGGGCUCAUGGGAAGGCCAGAGGAGAAGGCAGCAAGUGGGAUGGAUCCAGAGGCAGUGCUGGUCAAGGUGUUACUUCCUCUCCCAUCCGUGGCUCCAGUUAA
This is a messenger RNA of Closterium sp. Naga37s-1, 1623 nucleotides long. The record is from the annotation of a GenBank genome assembly. NCBI's taxonomy places the organism in Eukaryota, Viridiplantae, Streptophyta, Zygnematophyceae, Desmidiales, Closteriaceae.